Messenger RNA from Fusarium oxysporum Fo47, 853 nucleotides. RefSeq lists its product as uncharacterized. Lineage: Eukaryota; Fungi; Ascomycota; Sordariomycetes; Hypocreales; Nectriaceae. The record is from RefSeq and is a predicted model, not a curated record. Bases 1 to 774 code for a protein of 257 amino acids. The transcript has a single exon.
AUGGAUAGUCGUGAGGCCACCCAGUUUCGCAACAAGACAGUGCCUCUCUAUCUGCCCAUCGCAGAUGGUCCCAGAAGAGAGCUUGAACAAAUGCUUCCUAUUAUUAUUUACAACUAUAUCUAUCGGCGAUGGUUUCAACCAUAUCGAACAAGCAUCUACCAGGGGCAAUUUAUUAUAAAGAUCAUACACCCAGACCAUCAGGUCUUGACGUCAGAUCUCGACUCUGCAGUCAGCUUGGCAAUGCGUAUGCACACCAUGAUCAAUGAUCGCCUUGACUCUAUUGAGGCAGAGCCAUUCUAUACAACACUGCCACUAUUCAGAGCCAUAAUGAUUGUGGUUACAGGGCAGCUCUAUCCAACAUGUGGCAUUCUGAGAAAUAUCACCAAGAUGAGCGUCCUAGUUAUGGCCACUGGAGAGCAAGGCGGUCUCAGCGCAUCGAUAUCAUUUGACUCAAUCGCGAAUGGAGCCAAGCCUAUUUGCGUUGGGGGUUUAAACGGGGUAGAAACUGAUCUUGAGACUGCAAUUGAAUUUUUCAUGUCCUUGGAAAAGCGUAAAGAAGCUUCUCUUGGUCCGCAGCCCGACCCAGUUGCUGCGUUGGGGAGUCUGGCGUGUUCUCCGCGCCAAGGGCGGUAUAAGCAGAGCCGAUCUUACGCAGACAGACUGAGAUGGAUGGGAGACACGAUUGUCGGUCCUAGGUCAGAGUGGGUUGAUACUGAGGAGUACAAAAGAUGGACAAGUGGUGGCGCCUAUGUCGAUGCUGGCAUGAUGACCUAGCGAGAGAAGAUCGUGUGGAAACUGCAUGACAAAGAGUGCAUGUGUUAUGAUGAAACGGAGGAAAGAUGUGCGGUUCUGU